Messenger RNA from Lepisosteus oculatus (spotted gar), 840 nucleotides. NCBI's taxonomy places the organism in Eukaryota, Metazoa, Chordata, Actinopteri, Semionotiformes, Lepisosteidae. The record is from RefSeq and is a predicted model, not a curated record.
AUGCAAAUACAUUCAAGAGAGACAAGGGACACAUUUUGGCAUACAGAAAGUGAAACUGACGAUUUUAAAACAGGCUGCCAGGAAUGCAAACUGAAGAAAAACGAGUACUUCUCACGGCCUGGGACUCCUAUCUACCAGUGUAUGGGCUGCUGCUUCUCCAGAGCUUACCCAACUCCAAUGAGGUCCAAAAAGACCAUGCUGGUUCCUAAGAACAUCACAUCUGAGGCAACAUGCUGCGUGGCGAAAGAAGUCAAGAGGAUUGUCAUGAUGGACAACAUGAAGCUGGAGAACCACACUGACUGCCACUGCAGCACCUGCUACUACCACAAGGUCUAGUCCACAAAGGACCAAACAAACUCUAACGGAUGUGCUUUACAAGUGGCGCAAAGCUUGGAGAUUCAAUUUCCACCAAAAAAGCAAAACCUUCUUAGCCUGGCUGUUUUAAAGAACCGUUAUUUUCUCUGAAUGAAGGUAAAAAAAUCUAAAAAUAAAUAUUUUUAAAAGAUUAAGCUAAAGUCUGUCUUGUGGGCAUUUUGGCCUUUUCUCCAUUAUGCAUCUGUCUAAUCAAUAUUUCCACAAUCAUUAAUAAAUGUCUGUAUGUGCUCAUUUUUGCUUCAACAAUCAGACGUUUGUUCAAAAAAUUACCAAGCUUCUCCAGAGACAUAGUGGUGAAGGAGGGGCACUCAUGUAAGUUAAAAUAAAUAAUUGUACCAGCUAAGUCACAAAAGUCUGCAUUUUCUGUUGAUUUUUAAUUAUAUUCUGAAAAUUCACUCAACUUCCUUUGUAAAUGUUGCUCUAAAUUGUGCUAAACCAAAUAAAAUUGUAUUUAAAAUAUGAAAA